Lichtheimia ornata is the source of this 324-nucleotide messenger RNA. RefSeq lists its product as uncharacterized. Bases 1 to 324 code for a protein of 107 amino acids. Gene Ontology annotation, molecular function: RNA binding. The record is from RefSeq and is a predicted model, not a curated record. NCBI's taxonomy places the organism in Eukaryota, Fungi, Mucoromycota, Mucoromycetes, Mucorales, Lichtheimiaceae. The transcript has 2 exons.
AUGUCAACAGCAGCUGCAGCCAACGCUAUCCGCAAUAGUGCAAUGACCCCCACUCGCAUGUUUUUCAAAACCUCUCAGACCAUUCCCUCCAUGGCCCAUGCACGCACUGUGUUUAAAGCACUUGGAGAAUACGGUGACAUGAUCGAAUACAAAUUCUUACGGUGUCCUGAAACUCGACAAUAUCUUAGCUAUGGAUUUGUUGUUUACAAACACAAUGAAGACGCACAAAAGGCAGCAUCACAACGAUUUAUCAAGGUACCAUCGGAUAUGUUUGAGAAACCAUGCGAGGUCAAGAUUGAAAAGUCAGUCAAGAACCGGGGAUGA